AUGAUGGAAAUCCCUGAAAACGUUAAAGGUGCUGUCGAGUUUGAUCCUUAUCUAAAACCAUACGCUCAAGUCUUAAGUGAAAGACGUUAUCUAGCUGAUAAAUGGGCUUAUGAAAUUACCCAUGCUACCCCUGACGGCUCCUACCAAUCUUUAGCUAAGUUUUCAAGAGAUUCUUAUAAAUCGUAUGGUCUACAUGCUAAUCCACAAACAAAAGAGAUCUCUUAUAAAGAAUGGGCUCCAAAUGCUAAACGUGCCUUCUUAGUAGGUGAAUUCAAUAAUUGGGAUGGAUCCAAUCAUGAAUUGAAAAAUAAAGAUGAAUUCGGUAAUUUUUACAUUACAAUCCCUCCUUUAUCUAAUGGUGAUUACGCAAUCCCACAUGAUUCUAAAAUUAAAGUCAAAUUCCAAUUAGAAGAUGGUUCUGAAAUCUAUCGUUUACCUGCAUGGAUUACAAGAGCCACUCAACCAACAAAGGAAACUGCAAAGCAAUUUGGACCAACUUAUGAAGGUAGAUUCUGGAAUCCAACUGAACCAUACCAAUUCCAAAAUAACAGACCCGUCUUCAAUGAAUCUCACGAUUCUUUAAGAAUUUAUGAAGCUCAUGUUGGUAUCUCAUCUCCAGAACCAAAAGUUACUACUUAUAAAGAAUUCACUCAAAAUAUUUUACCAAGAAUUAAAAAAUUAGGUUACGAUGCAAUUCAAUUAAUGGCUAUCAUGGAACACGCCUAUUACGCUUCAUUCGGUUAUCAAGUAACAAAUUUCUUCGCUCCAAGUUCUCGUUAUGGUACUCCAGAAGAUUUAAAAGAAUUAAUCGAUACUGCUCAUGGAAUGGGUAUCUUAGUAUUAUUAGAUGUAGUUCAUAGUCACGCUUCCAAAAACGUGGAAGAUGGUCUUAAUAACUUCGAUGGUUCUGAUCAUCAAUAUUUUCAUUCAUUGUCCUCUGGUAGAGGUGAACAUCCUUUAUGGGAUUCAAGACUUUUCAAUUACGGAAAUUUUGAAGUUCAAAGAUUCUUAUUAUCAAAUUUAACUUACUAUAUCGAUGUUUAUCAAUUCGAUGGAUUUAGAUUUGACGGUGUUACUUCAAUGUUAUAUUUACAUCAUGGUGUUGGUGAAGGUGGUGCUUUCUCCGGUGAUUACAAUGAAUAUUUAUCAAAGGAACGUUCAGGCGUCGACCAUGAAGCCUUGGCUUACUUAAUGUUGGCUAAUGAUUUAGUUCAUGAAUUACUACCUGAAUCUGCAGUCACCGUCGCAGAAGAUGUCUCUGGUUAUCCAACCUUAUGUUUACCACGUAACAUUGGUGGCGUCGGUUUCGAUUAUAGAUUAGCUAUGGCUUUACCAGAUAUGUGGAUUAAACUCUUAAAGGAAAAAAGUGAUGAUCAAUGGGAUAUGGGCCAUAUCGUUCAUACUUUGACUAAUAGACGUUACGGUGAAAAAGUUGUGGCUUAUUGUGAAUCUCAUGAUCAAGCUUUAGUGGGUGAUAAAACUCUAGCCUUUUGGUUAAUGGAUGCUGAAAUGUAUACCGGUAUGACUGUGCUAAAGGAACCUUCUUUAGUUAUCGAUCGUGGUAUCGCACUUCAUAAAAUGAUUAGAUUAAUUACUCAUUCAUUGGGUGGUGAAGCAUAUUUGAAUUUUGAAGGUAAUGAAUUCGGGCAUCCAGAAUGGCUAGAUUUCCCAAAUGUUAAUAAUAAUGAUAGUUAUCAUUAUGCUCGUAGACAAUUUAAUUUGGUAGAUGAUCACUUAUUACGCUAUCAACAUUUGAAUAACUUCGAUAGCACUAUGCAACAUACUGAAAUGAAAUAUCAAUGGUUGAAUACUCCACAAGCAUACGUGUCUUUAAAACAUGAAGUAGAUAAAGUUAUUGCCUUUGAACGUAAUGGGAAAUUAUUCAUUUUCAAUUUCCAUCCAACAAACAGUUUCAGUGAUUAUAGAAUUGGUGUCGAACAAGCUGGAUCUUAUCGUAUCAUUUUAAACACUGACAGACAGGAAUUUGGUGGUCAAAAUAGAAUUGAUGAAAAUGCAAGAUUUUUCACAACUGACUUAGAAUGGAAUAAUAGAAAGAAUUUCAUUCAAGUUUACAUUCCAUGCAGAACUGCAAUUAUCUUGGCUUUAGAAUAA
Molecule: messenger RNA, 2112 nt
Organism: Naumovozyma dairenensis CBS 421
Lineage: Eukaryota; Fungi; Ascomycota; Saccharomycetes; Saccharomycetales; Saccharomycetaceae
Gene: GLC3
Product: 1,4-alpha-glucan branching enzyme
Exons: 1
Coding region: 1-2112 (703 amino acids)
Biological process (GO): glycogen biosynthetic process
Cellular component (GO): cytoplasm
Molecular function (GO): hydrolase activity, hydrolyzing O-glycosyl compounds; cation binding; 1,4-alpha-glucan branching enzyme activity
Source: RefSeq, a predicted model, not a curated record